CGUUGCGCGAGACGAUGCAAAGGAGAACACGGCAGCUAGCAGCAUCUCAACAAGAAGAAGGAAAAAACGCGCGGCUCGCGCCGCGGGGCAUGAGGGUGCGGAUGCGAAUUAAGCCGCACUUGACCACGACGCCACGACCACUCUCCAUCGAUCGCGUCCUCCUUACAUUACUCCGCCCGCUGCGGCGAGGAUUCCCUCGAUCCAGGGGGGGGGGGUGGUGAAGAGCUAGAGCUGGCGGCGGGUUGUUGAGGAGCGGCUGACUGAGGGGAGACCAGACCAAUGGUUGGCGGCGGGGCGGGCGAGCCGCUGAGGAGGGCGUGGGGGUACCACCCCGAGUGCCCCGGAUGCAGGGUGGACAGGAGGAAGGAGGAGAGGGAGGGGAUCCCCUACACGGAGCUCUCCCUCAUCUGGCUCGUCACCGUCUCCUCCACCCUGCCGAUACAAUCCCUGUUUCCCUUCUUGUAUUUUAUGAUAAGGGACCUGCAUAUUGCUAAACAAGAAGAAGAUAUUGGAUUUUAUGCUGGUUUUGUCGGCGCUUCAUAUAUGUUUGGAAGAGCACUCUCCUCUGUGAUAUGGGGCAUCGUGGCUGAUAAGUACGGGAGGAAGCCGAUUAUUAUAAUUACCCUUAUUUCAAUAAUUAUUUUCAAUACACUCUUUGGACUCAGCUCAAGUUAUUGGAUGGCAUUAACCUCAAGAGGUUUGCUUGGUCUGAUGUGUGGUAUACUUGGCCCAAUUAAGGCCUAUGCUACAGAAGUGUGCCGAAAAGAACACGGUCACCUUGGACUAUCCCUUGUUUCUUCCUCACGUGGCAUAGGCCUUAUUGUGGGACCAGCUAUUGGUGGUUAUCUUGCACAGCCUGCAGAUAAAUAUCCAAGCAUAUUCUCUGAGAAGUCUAUAUUUGGGAGGUUUCCGUAUUUUCUCCCCUGCUUAUGUAUAUCCCUCCUUGCCAUUGUUGCUCUACUUGCUUCCUUCUGGCUCCCGGAAACUUUGCAUAAGCACACUCAGGAUAUGGUUUUAGAGGAUUCAAUUUCUGUAGAAGAAGGUCUUUCUGGUCCAACUGCUGAAGAAAAUAGUGCUGGAUGUCUAAAUUUAUUCACAAACUGGCCACUGAUGUCUGCUAUCAUUGCAUACUGCAUAUUCUCUCUUCAGGAUGUGGCUUAUGCUGAGGUAUUUUCUCUAUGGGCUGUCAGCGACAGGAAGUAUGGUGGAUUAAGCUUUUCUUCCCAAGAUGUGGGUAGUGUCCUUGCAUUCUCAGGUCUCUUCCUCCUGGUAUUCCAAAUUUUGGUUUACCCGUCAGUGGCAAAAUCAGUAGAGCCCAUCACGCUUGUCCGUAUAGUGGCAAUAUUGACUAUACCACUUCUUUCUAGCUAUCCAUUUAUGGCCGGAUUGUCAGGGUCCAUUCUUCAAUUGAUAGUUAACUGUGCAUCUUUUCUGAAGAAUGCUUUUGCAGUUACUACCAUCACUGUAUUCAACAUCUUAAUGAAUGAUGCUGUGGCUCAGGACGUUAGAGCUUCAGCCAACGGUGUUGCUGUAACUCUGAUGUCCAUCUUUAAAGCUAUUGCUCCAGCAAUUGCAGGAGCUAUAUUUGCAUGGGCUCAAAGGCGUCAGACAGCUUCAUUUCUCCCAGGCGACCACCUGGUAUUCUUCAUGCUGAACGUCUUCACAGUCAUCGGUCUUGUGAGCACUUUCAGGCCGUUUUACGCUAGAAGAAGCACGAAGCACGAUCCCAUUACUACUUAGCACUAACCAUUCUACUCAGGACCUGAGGUCUGAUGUAGACCCCCAUUUUUAUAACAGGAAUCACUCGUGUUAAUAGUACCAUUUCCCUGGAUCAAGUAGUCUGGUACUCACGAUUACAUUGCCGAAAUAUCAAGUGCGCAUACAAAGAUGGUCUAGCGCGAAUUAUUACAUCAUAGGCCCGCAGGCAGUCUUAGAACAUAGGACCAAACGGUCUACAAUACAUGAUGUAACAGAAAUAGAUUAGGCAGCGGAAUAUAGGCAGCGGCGACACUAUUGCCAUAGGCAACGACCGUAAAUAAGACCUACGAAGCGUCGUUAUCCUCCGCA
Molecule: messenger RNA, 2067 nt
Organism: Oryza sativa Japonica Group (Japanese rice)
Lineage: Eukaryota; Viridiplantae; Streptophyta; Magnoliopsida; Poales; Poaceae
Product: probable peptide/nitrate transporter At3g43790
Biological process (GO): transmembrane transport
Molecular function (GO): transmembrane transporter activity
Source: RefSeq, a predicted model, not a curated record